CCAUUACCGGUGGCGCCGGUCAAUGGUUGAUGAACCUCUCUUUCAUUAUUUACUUCGCCUGUCUUGCACCUAUUCUUCACUCCUCGCACUUCUCUUUCUCUCUCUUGCUGUCUCCUUGAGGAAAACUUUUGCAGGUUUUCUGAUCAAAAGCUUGGUCAACAACAAUGGCACGUCCAAAUGUUCCGAAGUUUGGCAAUUGGGAAAAUGAUGAUAACACGCCCUAUACUGUGUAUUUUGAAAAAGCAAGGCAAACCCGUGGUACUGGAAAGAUCAUAAACCCCAAUGAUCCUGAAGAGAAUCCAGAUAUGUUUCCCAAUCUUACUCCCCCACCUCCAGCACCUUCUCGCGCUAGGCCUAAAGCACAAACAGAGGAACCAAUUGGGCACGAGGGAGCAGCGGCUAAGCAAACAAGGGAACACAGACUGAGUAAAGAAGAUGGUGAUUUUCGGCAGUAUGCUAAUUCUCCAGCUCGUAACGAGAACACGGGACGAAGAGCUUCCAAUGAGCAUCAACGUGGUCGUGGACCAAGUUCUGGUCGAACUGGCAGACAAAGUGCGGGAUCUGAACAUAGCUUUGAUAAAUCACCACUGCACCCACAUUAUCAGGCAAAGGUUAAUGCGGGAAGAGGUGUUGCAUCUCCUGCUUGGGAAGGAAAGAAUAAUUCAUAUGAUAGUAGCCAUGGUACUCCUGGAAGAUCAUUUGAAAGUGCUCAUGCUACUCCUGGGAGGUCCAAAAUUAAGCAAGAAAGUCCUGAUAGAGGAGCCGCAGUUCCAAGAUUUGGGGAAUGGGAUGAGAAUGAUCCUCAAUCUGCUGAUAACUACACUCACAUUUUUAACAAGGUUCGGGAGGAAAGACAAUUGGGUACUGGAAAUCCGUCAGGGGCACCAAGUAGAACAUCUUACAACCCACAAAGGGAAGAAGAAAAGCGGAUGAAGUGCUGCUUUCCCUGGUAAAGAAAGGGGGGACCUUGAUUUUUUUUCUGAAGAUGUGAAGCUGCGACGGAUAUGUAAAUAGCUCAACAAAUUACUUGUGCAAUGUAUUAAUUCAUCUGCUUUACAUGCUUCUUGUGGUGAUAAUAUGAGAUAUAUGCAGUUCCUUUUAUUGUAUUUUCUGCAGUUGUAUUGUCUACUUGUAGUUUUUAAUAGUGUAAUUUUAUUUUUCUGUAACAAACAGUGCUUGCAGAUUCUUUUAUGCACCAUUGAGUGCUUUCUCUAUUUUUUGUGUGUGAAGUUUAGUGUUACAAAGACAGCUCUUCUGCUUAGUUAUUUGACUGUAAUAUAUUUUUUUUGAGAUUACUGCAUUUCAAAUA
Messenger RNA from Nicotiana attenuata, 1309 nucleotides. RefSeq names its product RPM1-interacting protein 4-like. The coding region runs from base 165 to 953 and encodes 262 amino acids. Lineage: Eukaryota; Viridiplantae; Streptophyta; Magnoliopsida; Solanales; Solanaceae. The transcript is spliced from 4 exons. The record is from RefSeq and is a predicted model, not a curated record.